Salvia hispanica is the source of this 720-nucleotide messenger RNA. Its product is annotated as UPF0496 protein 1-like. NCBI's taxonomy places the organism in Eukaryota, Viridiplantae, Streptophyta, Magnoliopsida, Lamiales, Lamiaceae. The record is from RefSeq and is a predicted model, not a curated record.
AUGAGCACCGCCGAUGCUAGUAGCUUGACGACAUCGCCGCUCCAAAACGAACAACUUGUUUCGGCCAUUCUUGACGUGCACAAGGACGCUACCAAUACCGAAAAAUUAUUGGAGUUCGCCCGCAGCCACUAUGUGAGCAGGCUCGAGACGCCCGAGUUUUCGCUUGCUCCGUCCAUCCUUCACAACUUCUUCCAUGAUCUAUCGCAUCUUUACACGGAGCAUGUGAUGACGGGGGAGAUGCUCCGGUCCCUGGACAAGGCCUUCGCUCAGAAGCUCCAUCGCAUCGCUGCCUACAAGAAGGUGUCCGCUGUUUUCUUCACAGCGGCGGCCGUGAUCUGCGUUUGGGCCGCGGCAGCCAAUGCGGAUUCCAACAGGCCAGCUGCUGCGGCUGCUGCGGCCGCGUCCGUCCUGUUUGGUGCGCUCGGGACGUGGAUCCAGUCGCUUCUGAAGAAGCGUGAGAGGGCGGUCGAGAGCCGCAAGGAGACACUCGGCGUUAUGAUUAUUGGCGCUAAAAUCGCUGUCAAAGAUCUCAGCAGCGUUCACGUGGUGGCUCGCAGGUUGCAGUUCGAGGCCGAAUCUUUGUCGGAAACCGUUGAUGAUCAUGGGGAAAAAGUGGCGGCGCUGGAAAAGUGCUUUGAAGAAUUACUAGGCAAAGUUGACGACUACCGUGGUGAUAUGAAGUGGGUUAAACGAGUUGUGAUUCAAAGCAGUAUCUCCUAG